This is a messenger RNA of Cyclopterus lumpus (lumpfish), 6197 nucleotides long. It is a transcript of the gene bcl11bb, whose product is annotated as BAF chromatin remodeling complex subunit BCL11B b. Gene Ontology annotation, molecular function: DNA-binding transcription factor activity; RNA polymerase II cis-regulatory region sequence-specific DNA binding. Lineage: Eukaryota; Metazoa; Chordata; Actinopteri; Perciformes; Cyclopteridae. The transcript is spliced from 3 exons. Bases 755 to 3244 code for a protein of 829 amino acids. Gene Ontology annotation, cellular component: nucleus. The record is from RefSeq and is a predicted model, not a curated record. Gene Ontology annotation, biological process: positive regulation of transcription by RNA polymerase II.
ACUCGGACCCGUGCUUGUUGGACGAGAUGAGGAGGAGGUGUCUUGUCUGCUCGCCUGCUCUCUCUCUCUCUCUCUCCACCCCCCACCCCCUCUCGCUCUCUCUCUCUCUCUCGAUCAGCGAGGCUUCUGCCACCAGAGCCAAGAGUUUCGUUCCACGCACCGAUGCCAAAACGCGCAGGAGGAGUCAGUGCCAAAGGGUCAUUUUAGCGCACCGCUGCUGAAAUGGAAGGACUGUAGGGAAUCCUAGAAUAAACAGGAGCCAUUUGACCCCAUAUGAUAUAAUCAUAUCAUUAAAAUCAAGAAGAGGUGAAAGGGAAAGGAGCCAAAUACGAACCAAAGCCAUCACCAGUGGACGGCUCCGUACUUCAUCUGUCAACACGGUCGUUGCAGAGGUGGGCAGUCCAGGAUUUUUAUCUGCAAACGGUCACUGCCAAUCAUACCUGCGCACCUCAUUUACUGUCAUCGGCCGCAGGUAGCCAACACACAGCUUCCUAAAAGUACACUGUGGCUUCCUCAAUCCAGGUGUUGCUUCCUCCGAAGAGCUUCAGGACAUUGUGGACAAACUGGUACUGCGCUCCUGCCCUGUCCGACUCCUCACCUCCGCGCGCAUCCAAGUUGAACUGAAGACUGUGAACAGUAGAGGGAUUAGGAGCGGGACAAGGUGGUCACCUGCGAGCUACAGAGGACCGACACGACGGUCCAAGCCGACUCCAAGUGCCGUUCACCGGGCGAUGCCAGAGUAAAUGCCGGGGCAAUGUCCCGCCGCAAGCAGGUGAACCCGCAGCACUUAUCGUUGGCGCACAGGGAGACAGGACGAGCAGAGGCCAAUCAUGAUUCGGGGGCGGUAUCUCCAUCUCCGGAGCUGUCCACCCCCGGCCCUCGGAGGGUGGGCCCCAGGGAGCAUGAUAUGCUGACCUGCGGUCAGUGCCAGACAAACUUCCCCCUGGGCGAUAUCCUGGUUUUCAUCGAGCACAAGCGCCGUCUGUGCCGGGGGCCCCGAAGCGGAACGGGGUCCUUCUCCAAGCCUGGGGAGACUGGCGGGGUCACUGGCAUUCCCAUCUCUCCCAGGGAGCUGGGUAGAGGGUCCAUUCCAGUGGAGGUGGGCAUCCAGGUAACCCCCGGCAGAGAGGAGGAUCUGGAGAAGAGGCUGACUCCGGCCAGAGGGAUCUGCCCCAAACAGGAAAGAGGAGAUAAAGAUGAACCAUCCAGUUACAUCUGCACUACCUGUAAGCAGACCUUCACUAGCGCCUGGUUCCUGCUUCAGCAUGCCCAGCACACUCAUGGCAUUCGCAUCUACCUGGACCACCACCCAGUCAACUGCUCCCUCACUCCCCGCCUGGCUCUGCCUCCACCCCUGUGCGCUAAUGCCCUGCCGCGCUCCCCUCUCCCCACAUUCCUUGGUGACACCAACAAUCCAUUCCACCUCCUCCGCAUGGCUGCGCCCCUGCUCAGGGAACACCCCCCUCCUCCGGGGUACAUGGAGACCCGGCUGCCUGCAACUCCACCCUUUAUCAGCCCUCCCCCACCCCCUAGACCCAUUCUAGAGCGGCUUGGCCCAGAGGAGCUGGGGCUGCUGUCCCAGCACCCCAGUGCCUUUGAGAGGGUGAUGCGGAUGACCCCCAUGGAGCCUCCUUCCAUGGACUUCUCCCGACGUCUGAGGGAACUGGCAGGCAACACAACCAAUAAUGGGGGGCCCACACCUCCUCUCUCACCCAACCGUGUGCCACCAAUGCACCGCUUGCUGAGUCCCACGCUUUUCCAGGCUAGCAGCAAGCCCCCGGCGUUUCUCACCUAUCCCCCGCAGCCACCCGCUUCUCAGGGGGGACACGGUUCUUCCAGCCCUCCUCACACCCAGGGUCAGAACCAGACCCCGGGGAAAUCCAAAUCCUGUGAGUUCUGUGGAAAGAUUUUCAAGUUCCAGAGCAACCUUAUCGUCCACAGACGCAGUCACACAGGAGAGAGGCCGUACAAGUGUCAUCUAUGUGAUCAUGCCUGUUCCCAGGCCAGCAAGCUUAAGAGGCACAUGAAGACACAUAUGCACAACAAGUCUGGAUCAAUGAGUGGCUCCCCAGAACAGGGAAAUAGAGAAGAGGGAGAGGGUAAAGAAAAUAGUAGGGAGGGCAGUUCAAGAGGGAUGGGGAUGGACAAUGAGGAGGAUGAGGAAGAAGAGGAGGAAGAAGAAGAGGAAGAAGAGGAAGAAGAGGAAGAACUGAGAAAUGGAAGUCGGCCAGAUUCAAACUUAAGCGAAGACUCCCAGGAGUUCAGCCAGAAUAGGGGGGAUGGUCCCAGACAGUGUCCUGGGGAGAAACCCCUGAGCGGGGAUAGAGUAAGUGACAGUGGCAGGGUGGGCAUUAUGCACCCGUACAGCCAUCUGGACAAUCACCUUAGACUUAACCCUAACAAGAGAGCCCUGGAGAGACAGCCUAAUGGAGAUGGUGGACAGAGGGGUGAAGAAAGAGAGAAUGAGAUGAUGCAGGACAGAGAGCGAGAUCAGCAGGUGGAACAAAGGCCUGUAAUGAACGGCAGGAUCAGUGUAUCUGAAGCAGACUCCUUCCCUGGGCUGUUUCAGCGUCGGCCCACCCCCAUCACCAGUCCAAACCCCUCCAACAACAAGAGGAUCAAGAUAGAGAAGGAACAGCUGGAGCUUCCCCCGACCUUACCCCUCAUCUCCCCGGAGAAUGUCUACUCUCAGCUCCUGGCAGGCUAUGCUGCUUCACGCCACUUCAUCAGGGAACCCUUCUUGGGAUUCACAGAUUCCCGUCAGUCGCCGUUCGCCACCUCCUCCGAGCACUCCUCCUCAGAGACGGGAAGCCUUCGCUUCUCUACCCCGCCAGGGGAGAUGAUGGAAGGAGGAAGCGCCUCUGGCCGCAGUGGAAGCAGUACUCCUCACCUCCUGCGAGGACCUGGACCUGGCAGGCCCCCAAGCUCUAAGGAUAGGAGGAAUGACACCUGCGAGUACUGUGGCAAAGUGUUCAAGAACUGCAGCAACCUGACGGUGCACCGACGCAGCCACACAGGUGAACGGCCCUAUAAGUGCGACCUGUGCAGCUACGCCUGCGCCCAGAGCUCCAAGCUGACGCGCCACAUGAAGACCCACGGGCAAUUUGGGAAGGAUGUGUACCGCUGCGACAUCUGCCACAUGCCCUUUAGCGUCUACAGCACGCUGGAGAAACACAUGAAGAAGUGGCAUGGUGAACAUUUGAUGGCCAGUGAGGUCAAACUGGAGCAGGCGGACAGAGGUUAGGCCAGCAGCCAUUUGUUAUUCAUCCUAAAGUGUACACAAGCAAACAAUCACACACACGUAAGCAAAAGCAGACACACACAUGCACACACAAAAUCCCUAUAACCACUUCUUCAGCUAGCUUGGCGGCUUGGCUGGAUAAUAUCUCUCUCUUUAAAAAAGUGAGAUUGAUUGAUGUUCAUCUUUUUUUUUUUGUCACAGAAACUGCCAACUGAGAAUAUAAAUAAAGGGAAACUUUAAUGAAAACGUGUCUGGAAUGCACAAAAUCGUGUUUCUUGGCAACUGUCUGAGGAUUUUAUCAGUUAGGAAUCCAUGGAGCCUUUCUACUGUGCAAUAAUUUCUGUAUUUAUUGGAUUUUUGUAAUGAUAUUUGGCAUGUGCAGGUACACCUUUGUGGGAUUUCAUAUGGAGUUAGAUUUGAAAUGUGCUAAAACUUUUUCUUUUCUAAAAUGCGAUAACUGGGAAGAAGUCACCCUGAACACAAAUGUUCUUAGUUUUUUCCUUUAAGGAAGCCUAUUAUCAUGUCCAAGUAAAAUUGUGCAAAGCAGUUAAAGUAAAAUACAACUACUAAUUGUUUUGUAUAUUUACUGCAGCAGCGGACUGCAAUCCACUCCCUAAUACAGGCCUAAAGCACUGAAUGUCAGCCUGACAAUAAAACAUCAUGCUGGAUUUACAGAAUCCUUAUAAGUUACUUUACAUUUAUUCAGGGAAUUUGUCCUUGAAAAUAUUGGCAUGUGAAUAAUUUCAAAAUGCAGUUACUGUAUUGUUGUCCUUGCUUGAGUCAGGAGAUAAAUAAAGGUUGCACUUAAUGGAGGUACCUUUAACUGACGCUCAGUACAUUCCCAAUGUAGGAUUAAACACCAUAUUUAAUAUGUUGAAUAAGUUAAGACUACUUAUGAUUAAUGUGAGGAGAACAGUCCUGUUUAUGGUUUGUAAAUAUAUUCUUUUUUUAAUAUGUUAAAGUAGCCCCGACUGUACGUGAAAGAUGGCCUAAAACUAAACAAUCAGAAGACUGCUUGGGCAAACUGGAGCUGCUUGCAUCACUCACAGUAUAUGCUAAGUGUAACUCCCAUUCAUUAUUGCUUUCUCAGACCCCCCCCCCCCAUCCUAUGUGUGCUUACUCAACGGCAGUUUGUUCAACUAAAGCUACUUCAACAAUUGUAACACUUUUUAAAUCAUUUUCCAUCUCCCCCUCGUGUCUGCCGUGGCAACACUCUCUGACCCAGGUCGACUGGGUUCCCGGUCCCCAUAGGAUCCACAACGUGGUUCCAAAUGCAAUUCAUAUCAACAAGUUUUCUUCUUUCUGCAGCGUGUUCUAAGCCUCUCUCUCCGACGGUGUCUUUUCACAGUUCACAAGCUCAGAUUCAUGCAUUAGAGUGGCUUUUAAAAGGAAGCCUGUUCAUUCGCCUCACAAAGUCAUAUGGGUUUAACUCCAAGUAACAGAUUUUGAGACAGUGUACAUGUUAGUGACUUUUGGGGAUUACAGUUUUUAUUUUCUGCAUCAUUUAUCCUGAAAUUAAUCUGACGAAGAAAAAGAAAAAGCUAUUCUAUGAGUUAUGAUACUUUAGAGCACAGCUGCAAGGGGGAUGGCCGGACAACCCUGAGUAGGGGCUAUUCUCAUGGUAAAAAUUAAAGAUUGAAACUGAGUAAUGAGUGUGAGAAAGUAAUAGAGGGAGAAAGAGCAAGAUCUUUUCAUAUGAAAAGUGUGUUUUUUUUUAGGUCUACUGGCCACAUCUUAAAACGGACUAUGAGUGAGAGGGAGGGAGACGGCAAAGCCACAUGAAAAGAGAUUAAGAUUAAGACUACAUCUUUCAUUUUAAUACUGCAAUUCUCAAUAAUCUUCACUUGAAAGUUUGACCUGCUAUUCCGGCCCAUUGUCAGGUUUUACCUGCACCAUUUCUUUUUGACAGAAAAAAAAGGAUUAUACUGUAUCUUGAAUGCAAAAUCCUCUUUUGUGAUUUUAAAAAGGAAAUGAUUUUGAGGCCAGAGCAGUUCUCUAUAAGAUAGUUCAAUAUAUUAACAGCGAAUUGACGAAGAAGUGAGAUUGGCUGAAGAGCUGCUUUGCGCUUGCUUACACAUGUUACGCUUACACCAUAAGAGCAAACAUCACAAUCCUGUUGUAGACACACAGGUUAUUCAUUCCAGUGAAACUCAGUUCAGCAUAUGACUAUGAAAUAUAUCACAUCCAAUCGAUGAACAAAAGAACCCGGACAGAGAUCCAAAUCACACAUGGACAUUCAGGCUUACAAUAUGUUUACAUUGUUGAAGUAUGCCAUUAAUGAAAUUCUCUGUGUAAGUGUUUAAAUGAUAAUAAAGUAUUGUUUUCUCCAAUGAGCUUUCACAUGUUUUUGAAUGCCAUAGCAGUUUUGUAUCAUGGUGGAGGGAUUUUUUAUCUUCAUGAAUAUGUUUCUGUAUGAUUACUUGUUCACUGUAUGGGAAGACAAUAUUUUUAAUCUAAUUUUGCAGAAUCAUGACAGAUUAUUGUUUUUUUUCUAAAAAUCAGUGGUGCCAUUAUUGAAUGUUUUGUUUUGUUUUAUUUAAAUUUAAUUUUUUCUUUUGACGGAAUUUCCUGUUGUUGGUUUGGUGAAGCUAUCCUCCAUGGAUGUAAAAAGAAAAAAAAGAUUAAAAAGCAGAAAAAAAAAAAUGACAUGAAUGAGAUGAUCCUAAAGGACGGACUUUGGGAAGGGGAAUGCAAUGCAUUCAGCGGGAAUCCUUUUACAAAUCAAUUGUAUGAGACAUUCAUGUUCAUUGACUUUGUUGUCUUUGUUUUUCCUCAUGGUUGGUUGAAGGUCUUGUGAUGGCACUUACAACUGUAAUUUUAAAUACAUUUUCAUAUUUCACAACUUUCACUUACACUCUUUGUACAAAACAGUUUCUUUUUUUGGGGGGGGAGGGGGGGGGGCAUCAUUGUGAAAAAAGUGAUUUCAGAACAGUACACAUCUGCUGUUUUGAACAUA